AUGCUUUGGGUCGACAAGCACCGUCCUUCCAAAUUGGAGGAUCUGACGUUCCAUGGCGACAUUACGUCUCGAUUGGAAGCCAUGGCGUCUCGUCCUCAAACCAUGCCGCAUUUAUUUUUCUACGGUCCUUCGGGCAGUGGCAAAAAGACACGCAUUUCGUCCUUGUUACGAGGUCUGUUUGGCCACGGCACGGAGCGUCUCAAACUGGACAAGCGUACCUUCAAGACCCCGUCCAACAAGACGAUUGAGAUCAACAUGAUCACGUCCAAUUAUCACAUUGAAAUCAGUCCGGGAGAUGCCGGUAAUAACGAUCGAUUCGUCGUGCAAAGUGUCAUUAAGGAAAUUGCCUCCAAUACCAACGUGACAACAUCCAAAGAAAAGGCCGCCGAUUUCAAAGUCGUGGUGCUGUCCGAAGUGGACCGAUUGAGUCGACCGGCCCAAGCGGCGCUGCGACGGACCAUGGAGAAAUACAGUCACACAUGUCGAUUGAUUCUGUGCUGUAACAAUCUCAGUAAAGUCAUUGAACCCGUGCGAAGUCGCUGUUUGGGAAUCAGAGUAGGAGCUCCCACGCAUGAUGAGAUUUGCGACGUCCUCAAAGUCGUGGCACGCAAGGAAUCCAUUACCCUCCCCGAUGAAUUGGCCAUUAACAUUGCUCGGGAGAGUUCCCGCAAUCUACGACGGGCCAUUCUCAUGAUGGAAGCCUGUCAUGUCCAGAAACGAGACGGGUUGACGGCCAAUCAACCCGUUCCCAAAACGGACUGGGAACUCUAUAUUGCACAACUCGCCAAGGAUAUUGCCGCCGAACAAACUCCCCAAAAGCUACUGGCGGCACGCGAAAAACUAUACGAACUAUUGGUCAAUUGCAUUCCUGCAUCCGUCAUUCUCAAGACACUGGUCCAAGAAUUGACCAAGAAUUUAGAUGAUACUUUGAAACCACAAGUUUUCGAAUGGGCCGCAUUCUACGAACAUCGGAUUGCCAUGGGAAGUAAGGAAAUAUUUCAUCUGGAGGCGUUUAUUGCGAAAUUCAUGGCAAUCUACAAAAAGUAUUUGAAUGAAUUGUUUGGGUAA
Seminavis robusta is the source of this 1068-nucleotide messenger RNA. NCBI's taxonomy places the organism in Eukaryota, Bacillariophyta, Bacillariophyceae, Naviculales, Naviculaceae. The record is from the annotation of a GenBank genome assembly.